AUGAACAACGGUGGCAAUGGUCCGCAAAACCGAGAAAUUCUAGGAGAUUUCUCCUCUCAAAAUCCUCAAACAUUUUUCUGGAUUCGUGGAUCAACUGUGAUAUAUUCACAAAAACCGCAAAGGUGGACAAGAAAUGGAGGAUUGACCACACCUUUGCUCCAUAUGCUCCAUAUAAAAAUCGCAUCCUUCCAUAACAAUGUUGUCAAAAUCAUAUGUAAUCAGGACGAAGGAUUUCAACUAGAUGCUUGA
Molecule: messenger RNA, 249 nt
Organism: Caenorhabditis remanei
Lineage: Eukaryota; Metazoa; Nematoda; Chromadorea; Rhabditida; Rhabditidae
Exons: 3
Coding region: 1-249 (82 amino acids)
Source: RefSeq, a predicted model, not a curated record